AUGGGGCAAAUCCAACUCCAGAACAACAUUUGCGCCAUCUUUGUUCAUGCUGGCGCAGGAUUUCACAGCCGUGAAAACGAGGCUAAGCAUCUGGAAGUUUGCGCGCUGGCUGCUGAAGCUGGAAUGACUUUCUUGCGCCAUGGUGGAUCUGCAGUCGAUGCCGUGGAAAUGGCAGUCAUGGUUCUUGAGGACGCCCCGAUCACCAAUGCUGGUUACGGCAGCAACCUGACUGAUAAAGGACAAGUGGAGUGUGAUGCCUCUAUUGUUGAUCAUUUUGGUCGCAGUGGUGCUGCUGGAGCAGUGCCUAAUGUCAAGAAUCCCAUCCAACUUGCUCGCAAGAUCUAUGAUCAUUCUUACAAUGCUAUGCCUAUGUCACGGGUUCCCCCUAACUUUCUCGUCGGCGAAGGUGCUACCGACUUUGCAUGGGACCACAAGAUCAUGGUCCUUCCUAAUGAGUGCCUGAUUGCUACCUUGUCGCAUCAGCGAUACCAGAACUGGUGCCAUGAGGUUGCUGAUUACAAACGUGAUAAUCCAUUGACUGAGAGUGAGGCGGAGGAUCUCUGGCGUCGUGGGACCCCAUCUCCCAAUUCUACUCGUCUCGAGCGUGCGUAUCCGGGAUUUCAGAAAAUCCUGGACGCUGCUAGUUCGAUUGAGUAUGACCAGGAUACAUCUCAAAGUGGCUCUCUCCUUCUCACUGAGGCACUGGAUGGUGAGACCAAAAAGGGAAAGGCUCGUGCUUCCAGCACCUCGCUGACCAUCGAGCACGAGUCGACCCUGAACGAGUCCGCAAACCAUGACCGCAAGGACGGAGAGGAUCUGAUCACUGAUACAGUUGGUGCAAUUGCCGUUGAUAUGUAUGGCAAUAUCGCUGCCGGCGCCUCCUCUGGUGGCAUUGGUAUGAAGCAUCGGGGACGAGUUGGUCCCGCAGCUCUGAUCGGUGUUGGUAAUCACGUUAUCCCCGUCAACCCCAAUGAUGUUGAAAAAACCACUGUGGCUGUCGUGACUUCUGGCACUGGCGAGCACAUCGCUUCGACUUUUGCGGCUAGAACCUGUGCCGACAAACUUUACCACAACCACAGCUUGAACGACGCCGGCUCCUACGUCACUGUGAAUGAAGAGGAAGCAAUACGCGAUAUGAUCGUCAAGGAUUUCGCUGGCCACCCCGCAGUUUUGAACAGCGAAAUCCCUGGGUCUAUUGGCAUUCUAGCUGUCAAGAAAACAGUUGAUGGCAUUGCUCUUUUCUUUGGCCAUAACACCGACUCCUUUGCUCUUGCCUACAUGUCUAACAAAGACACUACUCCUGGUUGUGUCAUGUCUCGUAACGAAGGCCAGAGCCCCUGUGCUCAGGGAGGAGUUAUGAUUCGCCCCAAAAAGUGA
This is a messenger RNA of Penicillium taxi, 1377 nucleotides long. Its product is annotated as threonine aspartase 1. Gene Ontology annotation, biological process: protein maturation. The coding region runs from base 1 to 1377 and encodes 458 amino acids. The transcript has 5 exons. The record is from RefSeq and is a predicted model, not a curated record. NCBI's taxonomy places the organism in Eukaryota, Fungi, Ascomycota, Eurotiomycetes, Eurotiales, Aspergillaceae. Gene Ontology annotation, molecular function: threonine-type endopeptidase activity.